AUGAAGUUCUUCAGCACCGUCCUCGCCUUCUCGGCCCUCGCUGGCGUCACCCUCGCCGGCCCCCAGCGACCAGGAGGCUUCGGACGUCCGUCGGCACCUAUUCACACGUUCGAGCCCCAGAGCAGCGACAGCGCGGCCUCCAACUCGAGCCCCAGCUAUGGCGGCGACAGCGGCAACAGCAGCAGCAGCGGUGGCAGCAGCGGCGGCGGCGGCGGCGACGACAGCCACGACGCGUCCACCACUGCCGCAGCCGCCACCACGACCGCGGCAGCAUACCAGGCCGCGGGCGCCGCAACGACCACGACCACGACCACCACCGCCGCGUCGAGCGUGAUCUGCCUGAGCACCGCGGCGGCGAGCAGCGUGGUCAACGGGUUCGCCUCGCUGCUGACGGCAUACAGCAACGCGACGGCCAACUCGCUGCUGGCCUCGGACUUCUCGGACACGUCGGACUCGAUCAACUUCCUGGCGGGCAACCCGCUGGGCAGCGUGACGUUCCCGAGCAAGCUGGCGUUCGAGCAGGGCCAGGGCACGCAGCCAGCCAUCGGGUUCAACCUGCUCAACAUCGACGCCAUCACCUGCACCGUCAUCGCGUUCCGCUGGGAGGCCAUCCUGGGCAGCGGCAGCCCCGUCAAGGGCAUCAACAUCCUCUACACCGAGAACCCCACGGGCACCGAGGACGGCUGGCAGAUCCAGAGCGUCUUCUCCGAGUUCAACUCGGCCGUCUGGACCAUCGAGAUCGGCGGCACCUGCGUGCCCCCUUCGCAGGGCCGGCGAUUCCUCCACUAGACGGCCUCUGAAAGUCGCCGUGUGGCAUGGACGGUGAACGAUCGAUUUUGUACUGAAUUGAGAUGGGUUGCUGAAGAAGAGGAGAGGCGAGACGAGGCACGGUGAAGAUGGGAAUUUUAUGUGCGUGUGUUAAAGUACCAAAACUGGACAAGGAGUUAGGCUUGGGAUUGAAUCAGAUUGGAUUGGGACUGGGCGUUAGGGGAUCAAGAUCCGGAUUUC
Cladophialophora immunda is the source of this 1008-nucleotide messenger RNA. RefSeq lists its product as uncharacterized. The record is from RefSeq and is a predicted model, not a curated record. Bases 1 to 789 code for a protein of 262 amino acids. NCBI's taxonomy places the organism in Eukaryota, Fungi, Ascomycota, Eurotiomycetes, Chaetothyriales, Herpotrichiellaceae. The transcript has a single exon.